CUCUCUUGCUCUGUUUCAUAUUCGCUUCCCUCCAAAACGGCCUCGGUCGGGGGUUUUCCCGGGUAAAUGAACGCGUCGGCUCCCGAGAAAUUUGGUGGGGGCGGCGUAAAUCCAUGUUCCGGUGAAGAUUUCGCCUCCGGCGGCUGGUGGUUGGUUCCGUUGUUCCCUCGGCGAUCCGGAAAAAUAGUAGAGAAAGAUCGUUCCUCUCGGUUUCGCAGCUCUCUGCCCCGUCGAGUUCUCGAUUUGGCCUGUUCGCCAUGAGCUACUCGCGUGGCUUUUUUGCUUAAGAACAUCUGUUUUUCGGAGUUUUGAAAGACAGGGGAGUCCGUUCGUUGAAGUAUAUUGGAGCUCAAUCCAGAUUCUUGUGUUUGAUCUACCUUGAUUCAAGAACCGUCUUUGAGUAGCUUGAAUUCUCAUGCUGUUUGGCUAUGGAUUCGGUAGAGACAUUGCCUUCGAGAGAUUCAGAUUGUUGUCAUGGCUCUAGUGAUGGUCGAUUUUCAGCUGGUAGUGCUUGGUUUCGCAAUGUUAAGCGUAAAUAUGAUGAGCUGCAAUGUAAUAGGAGAUUCUUGGUGCCCGGGGUUGAGUAUGAUUCUGUUGCGAGAAUUGAAAUCGAGAACGAGAUCGUGGCACUGCGCGAGAUGGUUUCUAGCCAACAGAAAGCCAUACAGGAUUUGACGAUAGAGCUCGAAGAAGAGAGGAAUGCCGCUUCAUCUGCGGCAAGUGAGGCCAUGUCCAUGAUUCUGAGGUUGCAGAGGGACAAGGCGGAAAUCCAGAUGGAUGCGCGGCAAUUCAAGCUCUUUGCGGAGGAGAGAAUGGGACAUGAUCAACAGGAGAUCUUGGCUUUGGAGGACCUUUUGUACAAGAGAGAGCAAGCGAUACAAUCACUUACGUGCCAGGUCCAGGCGUAUAGACAUAGAAUGAUGAGUUAUGGGCUCACUGUGGCUGAAGCCGAUGGCGAGCAUAGCCUCCAGCAUGCCGAUAGUCAAGGCAUGACUGAAAAUUUUGAUUUUCCAUCGUAUGAAUAUCCUCCUUUGAAAUGCCACUUUAAUGAGACAUCUGGUCCAUGGGAGGGUGAGAAUGAGGUGAUUGAUGUUGAAAAGUUUGCACAUGGUGAGACUCCCCAGGGCCGUAAUGAAUUGAAGGAUUUGGAAUUCCGAAUUCACCAGAUGGAGCAAGAUCCCAGCAACAAUCAGAUGGAUGGGGAUUUUCCUGGCCUUGAGAACAUCCCAGAGAAAGUUAUAGUGGGCCAAUCUCCUAGGCAACCGCGACAUUCGAGGAGGUCUUCUAAUGAUGGUUUGGGUACAUUAAAUGGAACUAGUAGAGACACUCAUUCGGACUUGCCUCUUGCUUCUCCGAGACUCACAAAUAGCUUCCAGAAGAUGGAGUGUGUUUCUGAGACGGAGAAUUUCUAUCAGGCAAAAAAGCUGAAUAACACACCAGAAGCUGAUGAUGACAUAACCGACAGGAUUUGUACAAUUGAUUCAAUCUAUACGGGCUUGACGCCGACAAAAUCUGCUCAUGAUCCAAUCCAUACAGGCUUGACGCCCACAAAAUCUGCACAUGGCAGUCUUCCAGAGGACAUAGUUACACCAAGAUAUACUUCCAACUGCAUCAAUGAGGAUCAGGAUCCGGAUAUCACAAAGCUCUACAUGAGGCUUCAAGCACUUGAGGCUGACAGGGAAUCACUGAGGCAGGCAAUUGUCUCGAUGCAAACUGACAAAGCACAAAUGCUAUUACUUAAAGAAAUAGCUGAGCGUCUGUGUAAGCAAAAAUCACCAGAAGAAUGCAUGCCAGUUAGGAAGCCAGCUCGUUUUGGAUUCUUCUUCUCUGUUUUCAAGUGGAUUGGGUCCUUCCCCUUUUGGAGGAAGAAGACUUGUAGAAGCAAGUACCUGUUUGGGCUAUCGCCUGAUUGUGUGGGCUUGCUAAUUCUUUUACAAGACAGACCCCAGAUGAAGCAGUGGAGAUGUCUGACACGGUCAAAAAGGGUGGCGUCAACUUUCAAACUUCCAUAUCCAUAGCAAGCCUCUCCUAAUAUGCAGAGAAACCGAGAACAGUUGAGGAUGCCGAGUCUAAGCAUCCGUCUUCUUUUUAUGCAUUUGUUGCUGCAGCAUUGGCUGUUUCAGAGAUAGCAUGUUCUUAUUCAAUUUUUUUCAUUCGAUAUGAUUUUUCGGCUUCACUCGACAAGUGAAACAUGGUCGUACGGUGCGCUCUGAUAUUUUUCUCACAUUCAAGGUGAGGAGGCAAAUACGGGCUAUUUUUCAGCAUAUUGUUGCAGUUCUGGGAGUAGACCUUAUUGUGUUCCUGCUCCAUUUUACUUAAGCCUGCAGAUUUUCUAUCUCGUCCAGAACACGCAUCAGCCGAUCUCCUUCGCUGCGAUCUCUGGGAGGAUCAAAUGUUUGCCUGCUUGACGAUAUCCAUCUCAGUUUGCAAGACCUUUGGAGUUUAGGUAUUCCUGUAAUUGGGUCAUCUUCUUGGUUAGGCUGGAUGCUUGAUGAUUGAUUGGCUUUUCAUUUGGGUGGGGAGCAAGGGCUGGCUACAGAGUGGGCCAAACAUAGAAGUAGAUAUUAGAUGGUUUUGUGCCAUCAUUAUUCAUUGCUGAAAUUAGCAAAGCAAAAGAACGCAAAUGUUCCUGCUGGAAGUCUUUUACACUGGAUUUUCGUUUCGAAAUAAAUGUCGGUCUUUGAUUUA
Rhodamnia argentea is the source of this 2688-nucleotide messenger RNA. Its product is annotated as myosin-binding protein 7-like. The record is from RefSeq and is a predicted model, not a curated record. Bases 429 to 2018 code for a protein of 529 amino acids. The transcript has 4 exons. Lineage: Eukaryota; Viridiplantae; Streptophyta; Magnoliopsida; Myrtales; Myrtaceae.